AUGGCUGCUCAAGCCGCGCGCCGCGUAAUUAUGUGGCCACGGGACGAGUGGCGGGCGCCUCCCGCCUCUACGCGGGGCAACCGGUUCCAGUUCCGGCCCGGUCCUAUCUAUGCACGCUACCCUAUUAUUUACGUUAACGGUGCGUCCUACAAGCGGGUCGACACACCGCCACUUUCAGUGGGCCCGAGAGUUUUGUUGAUCACGAGUAACGGAGUACUCUGCUCCGCCUAUCAGUUGACCUUCACCGCGGCGUCACGUUCUCGCGGUUGCAUUCCACGCGUAUGCCCGUCUCGCUCACACUCGGUACGCGACGCGAGCGAACGCUUCGACGAAACUCCUCGUAGCCUCUGCUCGCCUAGUAUCACGCGCGCUGAAGAAAAGGGUUUAUCCGACGUCAAA
This is a messenger RNA of Iphiclides podalirius (scarce swallowtail), 399 nucleotides long. The record is from the annotation of a GenBank genome assembly. Lineage: Eukaryota; Metazoa; Arthropoda; Insecta; Lepidoptera; Papilionidae.